This is a messenger RNA of Lampris incognitus (smalleye Pacific opah), 935 nucleotides long. RefSeq names its product actin related protein 2/3 complex inhibitor (gene arpin). The record is from RefSeq and is a predicted model, not a curated record. NCBI's taxonomy places the organism in Eukaryota, Metazoa, Chordata, Actinopteri, Lampriformes, Lampridae. Bases 14 to 817 code for a protein of 267 amino acids. The transcript has 6 exons. Gene Ontology annotation, biological process: negative regulation of actin nucleation.
UCGAUCCGUCGGGAUGCUGCGUUUGACGAAACCGAGCGCACAUGUGACGUCAGUGUUUCUGGGCGGACCCGGAAGUCAUCCGAGAGAGAGAGAUCCGACGCUAGGAGCGACUCGCAGAAGUUCAACAAAACGUAAAAUGAGCCGAAUUUAUCACAAUACCGCUUUACAAAAUAAGCCAGUACACAAUGAGAAAGUCGACCGCGUGUGGUCGCUGUCUGCAUACGGAAGUGGCCCAGGGGUUCUUCUAGAAGGACAGUUCCUUGAUGUUUCCAGGCAUGCCAUCACUGAUGCCAACAAUGAGAAGGUCCGUUACUAUGUGUUGUACGUCAAACCCAGCCGUAUUCAUCAGCGGAGGUUUGAUGCCAGCGGGAAGGAGAUUGAGCCAAAUUUUAGUGACACCAGAAAAGUCAACACUGGCUACCUCAUGUCAUCCUUCAAGGUAGAGGCCAAAGGGGAGUCCGACCGACUGUCUGAGGAGCAGCUGUCAGCGAUGGUGAAUGUAGAGGAGCUGGUGAAGAUGACUGACAAACACAGACCCAGCGGAGCCUUGGCCUUCUGGUACCCAGAAUCAGAAAUGGACAAGACAGAGCUGCAGACAGGACAGGAUAUCCGCCUGAAGACCAGAGGAAACGGCCCUUUCAUCUUCUCCUUGGCUAAAGUAGAUGGGGGCACAGUGACCAAGUGCAACUUUGCUGGAGACAAGGAAGCCGGGGCUUCAUGGACGGAUAAGAUUAUGGCCAACAAAGCCGGGGCAGAUGGCUCGCAGAGGCCUGGGGGAGAAGGGGAAGGAGCAGAGGAGGAUGAAUGGGAUGACUGAGGGUGGAGUAUGAUGGAGUAUCCCUACACCCCUUCGACCAUCAGUCUGAAAUCUUUGCCUUUUCCCAGUCUCAGGUGAACUGGUCAAACCCGACUCAAGUCACUCUUGAUGGUUUUCA